CCGAAGCGCUUUUCAUCUUCCCCGUUGGGUUCUCUAAAUUCACCGGAGGAAAAAGGGUUCAAAUCGUAAUCUCUAAUUCGUCGGAGAAAUCCAACGUUAGGUAUAUAUAAUCACGGUUGUAUUUAGAAAGUAGGGCACGAAACGAUGCCCUUGUUUAUGCCAGACGAAGAGCUGGCGCGGCUAUCUGGCGAUGCCGCGUCUGUAGUGGCUGAGAGAGCCGACGAGUACAUAAGGAAGUUGUACGCAGAGUUAGAUAGUGUACGCGCGAAGGCUGAUGCUUCUUCCAUCACGGCGGAGCAGACGUGUUCGCUUCUCGAGCAGAAGUACCUCUCGCUCUCUCAGGAUUUCUCCUCGCUUGAAUCUCAGAAUGCACAACUUCAGUCCGAUUUCGACAAUCGUUUAGCUGAACUCGCACAGUCUCAGGCGCAGAAGCACCAGCUUCAUUUGCAAUCGAUUGAGAAGGAUGGAGAGGUAGAGAGGAUGACGACGGAAAUGUCGGAGCUACACAAGUCUAAGAGGCAACUGAUGGAGUUGCUGGAGCAGAAAGAUGCCGAGAUUAGCGAGAAGAAUUCGACCAUCAAGAGCUACUUGGAUAAAAUUAUUAAGCUGACUGACUCUAGUUCGGAAAAGGAAUCCAGAGUUGCUGAAGCGGGCGCAGAAUUGGCACGUUCCCAAGCUAUGUGCAGUCGUCUAUCUCAGGAGAAAGAACUUAUGGAAAGGCAUACCAAAUGGCUUGAUGAGGAGUUAACAGCCAAAGUUGACAGUUAUGCUGAACUCCGGAGAAGGCAUUCUGAUUUCGAGGCUGAAAUGUCAGCCAAGCUUGUGGAUGUUGAGAAAAAUUAUAACGAGUGUUCUAGCUCGUUAAAUUGGCACAAGGAAAGAUUGAGAGAGCUCGAAACAAAGAUUAGUUCACUACAAGAGGAACUCAGCGCGUGCAAAGAUGCAGCAACGACCACUGAAGAGCAGUACAAUGCUGAACUUUCCACUGCGAACAAGCUUGUUGAGCUGUACAAGGAAAGUUCGGAGGAAUGGUCUAGAAAGGCUGGGGAACUUGAAGGUGUCAUUAAGGCCUUAGAGGCACGCUUGAGCCAAGUCGAGAGUGGUAACAAAGACAGACUUGAGAAAGAAGUGUCUAUAAAGCAGCAGUUAGAGAAGGAGGUCGAAGACCUUCAACAAAAACUGGAGAAGUGUGAAGAAGAAAUUGAGAAAACUAGGAAAACAGAUGAGCUAACGCUUAUACCUUUCAGCAGUUUCACAAGAGGCAGAGGGGUUGACGAUUCUGGGACCAGCAACUUGAUAGAGGAAAGCCAGGGAAUAAUUUCUAAGGUUCCUGCUGGUGUGUCAGGAACGGCGCUAGCAGCUUCACUUUUACGUGAUGGAUGGAGUCUGGCCAAAAUUUAUGAGAAGUAUCAAGAGGCUGUUGAUGCCUUGAGGCAUGAACAAUUAGGUCGAAGGGAAGCUGAGUUGAUACUACAACGGGUUUUAUCCGAAUUAGAAGAGAAAGUAGGGUUCAUCCAAGAGGAAAGAGGAGAGUAUGAGCGGAUGGUUGAAGCUUAUUCUCUAAUUAGUCAAAAACUUCAGGAUUCUGUAUCUGAACAAUCAAAUAUGGAGAAGCUCAUCAUGGAGCUAAAGGCUGACUUAAGGAGGCAUGAACGUGAAAACAUUCUCUCUCAGAAAGAUAUAUCUGACCUACAGAAGCAGGUUACAAUACUUCUGAAGGAGUGUCGUGAUGUCCAACUUCGCUGUGGUGCUGCCAGAGAUGAUGAUGAAGAUGAUCCUCAGCUCUCUGAUGUUGAGAUGGAUACGGAAUCUGAAGCUGAUAAAAUAAUUUCAGAGCAUCUUCUGAAGUUUAAAGAUAUAAAUGGACUAGUUGAGCAGAAUGUGAAGCUCAGGAAUCUUGUUCGUAGUCUCUCGGAGCAGAUUGAAAGUAGGGAAAUGGAGUUGAAGGAAAAGUUUGAGAUAGACCUGAAGAAAAAGACCGAUGAAGCUUCUUCCAAGGUAGCUAUCGUUCUAAAGAGAGCUGAAGAGCAGGGUCAAAUGAUUGAAUCACUGCAUACUUCUGUUGCAAUGUAUAAACGACUAUAUGAAGAGGAACAAAAAUUUCAUUUAUCUCAUUCUCGUUCUUCAGAUUUGCCUCCAGUGCCAGGAAGAGAGAACUUUUUACAUAUGCUUGAGGAUUCACAGGAAGCUACUAAAAAAGCCCAAGAAAAAGCUUUUGAGCGCGUCCGAAGUCUCGAAGAGGAUUUAACGAAGGCUAGGAGUGAGAUAAUUGCGAUAAGGUCUGAACGGGAUAAGUUGGCCAUGGAGGCAAAUUUUGCUAGGGAAAAACUAGAGGGCAUCAUGAAAGAAUCUGAACGGAAGAGAGAAGAAAUGAACAAUGUUUUGGCAAGAAACAUUGAGUUCUCGCAGCUGAUCAUCGACCACCAACGGAAAUUGCGUGAGAGUUCUGAGUCUCUCCAUGCAGCAGAAGAGAUUUCUAGAAAAUUAUCUAUGGAGGUCUCUGUUUUAAAACAUGAAAAAGAAAUGUUAUCAAAUGCUGAAAAAAGAGCAUCGGAUGAAGUUUCUGCUCUAUCUCAGAGAGUUUAUCGUCUUCAGGCUACCUUGGAUACUAUACAGAGCACAGAGGAAGUUCGUGAGGAAGCAAGAGCUGCCGACAGAAGGAAACAAGAGGAGCAUAUCAAGCAACUUGAGAAAGAAUGGGCUGAAGCUAAACAAGAAUUGCAAGAAGAAAGGAGGAAUGCGCGGAAUAGCACUUCGGACCGCAAUCAAACUUUGAACAAUGCUCUAAUGCAGGCAGAAGAAAAGGGGAAAGAAUUGGCUAAUGCCUUGAAGGCUCUCUCGGCGGCAGAGUCCAGGGCCUCUGUGGCUGAGGCUAGACUUUCUGAUUUGGAGAAGAAGAUAAGAUCUUCAGAUCCUAAGGCUCUUGAUCUGAACAGUGGUGGAGCUGUCUCUCUUUCUGAUAAUGAGAUUUCCCAAGAACUGCGUACUUCCAAGGAAGAAAUCGAAAAAUUGAGGGGAGAAGUAGAAUCUAGCAAUAGCCACAUGCUUCAGUACAAGAGUAUAGCUCAGGUGAAUGAAACUGCGCUGAAGCAGAUGGAAUGUGCUCAUGAGAAUUUUAGACUUGAGGCUGAAAAGAGACAAAAAUCGUUGGAAGCAGAGCUUGUUUCUCUGAGGGAGAAGGUGUCAGAACUUGAAAACGAUUGUAUACAGAAAUCCAAGCAAAUUGCAACUGCUGCUGCAGGGAAAGAAGAUGCUCUUGUAUCAGCAUCAGCUGAAAUUGCAAGUCUGAGAGAAGAAAACUUAGUUAAAAAUUCCCAAAUCGAAGCAAUGAAUAUCCAAUUGUCUACCUUGAAGAACGAUCUGGAGACAGAACAUGAGAAAUGGCGUGCUGCUCAGAGAAAUUAUGAAAGACAGGUUAUUCUGCAGUCUGAAACUAUUCAAGAGCUGACUAAAACAUCACAAGCUUUGGCAGCCCUUCAAGAGGAGGCAUCUGAACUACGUAAAUUGGCUGAUGCAAGGGGAACGGAAAAUUCAGAGCUUAUCUCCAAGUGGAGUGAAGAGAAAUGUAUGCUAGAACAGCAAAAGAACCUAGCGGAGAAGAAGUUUCAUGAACUCAAUGAACAGAACAAAUUACUUCACAGCCGACUUGAGGCUAUGCAUCUUCACUCGGCUGAGAAAGAUAGCCGUUCUGGAUGCACCGGCUCGGAUCAACUUGAAGAUUCUGGUUUGCAGAGUGUAGUUAAUUAUUUACGCAGAACAAAGGAAAUUGCUGAAACAGAGAUCUCACUAAUGAGACAGGAAAAAUUACGGUUGCAAUCGCAACUUGAGAGUGCAGUAAAGAUGGCAGAAUCUGCCCGGGGAUCACUUAAUGCUGAGCGGGCCAGUACAAGGGCGUCAUUAUUGACGGAAGAUGAAAUCAAAUCUCUUCAGCUUCAGGCUAGUGAGAUGAACCUGCUCCGGGAAAGCAACAUGCAACUCAGGGAAGAAAAUAAACACAAUUUUGACGAAUGCCAGAGAUUGCGUGAGGUAGCUCAAAAGGCUAGGGUGGAAUCUGAAAACUCGGAAAACAUAUUGAAGCAAAAGCAAUCUGAGUUAGACUUGUGUAUGAAAGAGAUGGAAAUGCUAAGGAAGGAGACAGAUCUUCAAAAGAAGAGGGUUGAUGAGUUACGAGAGACGUAUAGAAACAUUGAUGUUGCUGACUACAAUCGCCUCAAAGAUGAAGUGCGGCAACUCGAGGAAAAACUGAAAGGGAAAGAUGCUCAUAUUGAAGACUUCAAGAAGCUGCUAUUAGAGAAGCAGAAUAAGAUAUCUCUACUAGAGAAGGAGCUAACAAACUGCAAAAAAGAUCUGAGUGAGAGGGAGAAGAGGUUAGACGCUGCUCAGCAAGCACAGGCUACUAUGCAGUCAGAGACUGAGAAGCUGAAAGCAGAGAUCUCUAAGUUGAAAGCAGAUUCUGAUAGGUUCAGGAAGUCUUUUUCUAACGUGAAGAAAAAGCUCGACAAAGAAAAGGAGGAUUUGAGCAAAGAAAAUCAGUCACUCUGUAAACAGUUAGAGGAAGCCAAAGAGGCUGGAAAGAGAACAACAACUGAUGCUAUGGUGGAGCAGGCCGUUAAGGAGAGAGAUGAGAAAGAACAAAAAAUUCAGAUUUUGGAUAAGUUUGUCCAUACACUAAAAGAUGACCUGAAGAAGAAGGAUGACGAAUUAACUAAAGAGAAAACAGAACGCAAGACUGCUGAGAAGGUAUUUGGAGACUCCUUGGCCAGAGUUAAUAAGGAGAAAACAAAAGUGGAAGAAGAGCUUGUUAAGCUCGAGAGAUAUCAGACGGCAUUGGCUCAUCUCUCUGAAGAAUUGGAGAAAUUGAAACAAGCGGACGGCAAUCUUCCUGAGGGUACUUCAGCUGUCCAGGUUCUCUCUGGAAGCAUAUUGAAUGACCAAGCUGCCGCCUAUGUGUCAGCUGUAGACUAUUUUGAACGCAUGGCUCGUACUAUUGCCCUAAAUUCUCAAGGAACCACAAAAUCUACUGAUAUAGUGACUGAACCUUCCCCUGGUACAGUUGAGCCGUCAGCCAUCACGAGAGCCUCUCCUUCAACGCUUUCAAAAGCUCCGGUGGCAACUACCCAGCAGCCACCCAAAGCAUCAUCAGACAUUAGCAAAGUGAAGAGAUUGACUUUACAGAAACCAAGCACUGAGCUCCGCAGACCGAGUAGGAGGAUUAUUCGUCCUCAACUUGUCAAACCAGAGGAACCUCCCCAAGGUGAUGUUGAGAUGCCAGAAGCUGAGGGAGCUGGUGAUGAAGGAAAACAGCCUUCCUCCCUUGUAACAGAGAGCCAAGAAACCACAAUUGUACCGCCUGCUCAGACACAUGUCCGUAAACGCCAGGCUGAUUUGUCGGCUUCCGAUCCACAGCAAGAGGAAACCAGUCCCGAGAUUGCCCCACCUGUGUCGAAGAAGGCAAAGGGAUCCGAGUCUCAACCUGAUGCUGCCGAAGGUGAAAACUACUCUAAAGAGCCGGGCAUGGAUGAAUCCAUGGGUGCUACUACCGCCGCCGACGGUGACAAUGAAGAAACAGAAGCCGAGACUGCAGAGGAUAAAACCGAGGAAUCUGCGGAAGCACAAGAAGAAAAUGAAGCUGAAGUGCAGGAUAAAGCUGAUGAACCAUUGGAAGAAAUUCCAACGGAGACGGAAACCAUCCCAACCGAAGAAGAGUUUAUGGAUCAGACCGAACAAGAGAAUCAAGAUCUUCUGACAGACGUGGAAUUUGAUAAAGAAGAAGGAGAAGUCGAUCUAGAUACACUGGAAGAUCUCGACGAGACUACGGAUGUAGGUAACAUGAUGAGGAGCCCAGAGAAAGGAGAGAUGCAGCCUGAGACGCUAGCUACACCCACGCAAUCACCUAGUAGGAUUGAGACCGCAAUGGAGGAAGCGGAAACAACCAUUGAACCACCAGUAGAAGAUGUUAAGAACGAUGAAGGAGGUGAUGUAGCUGCGGAAGAAACCUCUGAUAAACCCAACAAUGGUAACAAUCAACAAGCCACGGAAACUGAUCUCAAGCCAGCGGCCACAGUAGCUACAACAGUCUCUGCAUCUGCCACCCCAUCCACUUCCUCUACUCCAGCUUCUGCUACACCCAGCGAAACUCCAGAAACAGAAGAAACGAAAAGAGCAGCGUCUCCAAGUGGAACUAUAGUGUUACUAUCUGCUAGAGCAAAAGAAAAAGCAGCUAUAAGACAAGCCGGAGCGGCCAAUCUAGGAGGAACUCGAGCUCCUAUACCAGCCACCAGAGGUCGUGGUCGAGGUUUAAACAUACGAGGUCGUUUGGUCCCUCGUGGUGGCCGAGCCCCGCGUGGUGGACGUGGGCAAUCCCCGAGCCAGCCGUGA
This is a messenger RNA of Eutrema salsugineum, 6378 nucleotides long. Its product is annotated as nuclear-pore anchor. Lineage: Eukaryota; Viridiplantae; Streptophyta; Magnoliopsida; Brassicales; Brassicaceae. The transcript is spliced from 46 exons. Gene Ontology annotation, cellular component: nuclear pore. Gene Ontology annotation, biological process: protein import into nucleus; mRNA export from nucleus. The record is from RefSeq and is a predicted model, not a curated record. The coding region runs from base 145 to 6378 and encodes 2077 amino acids. Gene Ontology annotation, molecular function: structural constituent of nuclear pore.